ACUCUUUCUUCGCGCGCGAGAUACUCCGGUCGUAAUAGAGAGCUGCGCUGCAUAAGUUCUGUGUUUUUCUCUCAACCAAGACUGCGAGCCGAUUUAGCUCUGCUCCAGUCACGAUGGCCAGGAUAUCAGCUACCAGGGCACUGUUGCUCGUCGUCGCUUUGGUGAUCGGCUGUGUCAGCGGUCAAGGCAGCGGUAACAGCCAGUCGCAGCAGAAGAAGGACGAGGAAUUCAAGUGCCCCGAGGGCCAAGGCAACGGCAACUUUGCCGAUCCCGCGACCUGCCGUAGAUUCUAUCAGUGCGUCGACGGCUAUCCCUAUCUCAACAGGUGUCCGUCGGGACUGCACUUCGAUGACAUCAGCAAGUUCUGCACGUUCAAGAACGAGGCGCGAUGCGGUCCGAUUGCCGUGACACCGGCACCGAUCACCGAAGCGCCUACCGAUCUCGCGGAAAGAUGCGACACCGCCAAGUGCCAACUGCCCUACUGCUUCUGCUCGAGAGACGGAACCAUCAUUCCUGGCGGUCUUAAACCGUCCGAUACGCCGCAAAUGAUCCUGCUGACGUUCGACGGAGCCGUGAACCACAACAACUUCGACCACUACCAGAAGAUCUUCAACUCCGACCGAGUCAACCCCAACAACUGUCCGCUCAAGGGAACCUUCUUCAUCUCCCACGAGUACUGCAACUACAACAUGGUCCAGAGCCUCGCUCACGACGGCCACGAAAUCGCCACCGAGACUAUCUCACUCCAAAAGGGUCUCGAGGACAAGAAGUACGACGAGUGGGUGAGCGAGAUGAUCGGCAUGCGGGAGAUCCUGAAGCACUUCAGUAACAUAUCCAGCAGCGACGUGGUCGGCAUGAGAGCGCCAUACCUGAAACCAGGUCGCAAUACUCAGUACAAGGUCAUGGAGGACUUUGGCUACAUAUACGACAGCAGCAUCGGCGUCUCGCCCGGCAAGACUCCCAUCUGGCCUUACACGCUCGACUACAAAAUACCCCACGAGUGCAAAGCCGGCACUUGCCCCACUAAAUCCUUCCCAGGUGUCUGGGAAAUUCCCCUGAACGCUCACUACGUCGAGAGCUACGAAGGUGGACACUGUCCCUACCUGGACCAGUGCGUGCUGCACAGUCACGAUGCGCAGGAGGUCUUCGAGUGGCUGCAGGAGGACUUCAGCAGGUCGUACGAUCAGAACAGGGCUCCCUACAUGAUGCCCUUCCACACCAACUGGUUCCAGAUCAAGGAACUCGAGAAGGGUCUUCACAAAUUUUUGGACUGGGCUACUACGCUGCCCGAUGUCUACUUUGUCACCGCGACCCAAGCUCUCACAUGGAUCACUGACCCCAAGCCCAUUCAAAGCUUGACCAACUACGAAGGCUGGGAGUGCAAGAAGAAGAACGAAAACGACCCUGGCCCACCGUGCAACAACGCCAACAAGUGCCCCCUUGACUUCAAGCCAGCCGAUGCGAACUUUACAGCUACGAGGUAUAUGGAGACGUGCACCGAGUGUCCCAACAAAUACCCCUGGUUAGGAGAUGCCAAAGGCACCGGUCACCCAAGCGACAACUACAGUGUCGACAGAGAGUAAUCAAUUCCUCGUCAGUAAUACAAGAAAUGACUCUUCCGAUUCCGAGAAUCGAAUGGAAUACUCAUUUUCCUAAUUAAUGGUUGCUGCAAGUCUCUCCGGGACUGAGCAAGACAAGAAGCAAAGACUUGUGAAAUCGCGUUAUGAAUGUUUACAUUAAAAUAGACUUUCACGCUGUUUUUUUUUAGCUGCGAGUUUUAUGAAGAAUGACUUUUCAUCAUAAGGUUCUACAUUAUUAAUAUUAUUAUUAUAUAUUAUUAUUAAAAUCAAAUGAUUAUUUUGUUACGAAUAUGAUGCGUGAAUCAAACUUAUACAUUGUAUAUUGUAUGCGUGAGGAUUUCAAAUGUUGUUGAAGUUGUACUGCUUAUAAAUACAAAAAACAUGGAAAAACAAGUGCGAAAGUGUGUACUUGGAAAGCUACGGAUAAAAAUAGAAAAAACUUCAAA
Nasonia vitripennis (jewel wasp) is the source of this 2026-nucleotide messenger RNA. RefSeq lists its product as uncharacterized. The record is from RefSeq and is a predicted model, not a curated record. Bases 114 to 1583 code for a protein of 489 amino acids. Gene Ontology annotation, biological process: carbohydrate metabolic process. Lineage: Eukaryota; Metazoa; Arthropoda; Insecta; Hymenoptera; Pteromalidae. Gene Ontology annotation, cellular component: extracellular region. The transcript is spliced from 9 exons. Gene Ontology annotation, molecular function: hydrolase activity, acting on carbon-nitrogen (but not peptide) bonds; chitin binding.